Molecule: messenger RNA, 1947 nt
Organism: Myxozyma melibiosi
Lineage: Eukaryota; Fungi; Ascomycota; Lipomycetes; Lipomycetales; Lipomycetaceae
Product: protein-tyrosine phosphatase-like protein
Exons: 2
Coding region: 278-1654 (458 amino acids)
Biological process (GO): regulation of phosphatidylinositol 3-kinase/protein kinase B signal transduction; negative regulation of cell population proliferation; phosphatidylinositol 3-kinase/protein kinase B signal transduction
Cellular component (GO): nucleus; cytosol; cell projection
Molecular function (GO): protein tyrosine/serine/threonine phosphatase activity; protein tyrosine phosphatase activity; phosphatidylinositol-3,4,5-trisphosphate 3-phosphatase activity
Source: RefSeq, a predicted model, not a curated record
AAGCUUGCUGUUACUUGAGUAGACUCACUUAUGGGUGCACUUUAGGUAUCAGAGGUGGAGAACUGGAUGUCUGAUUUGGCGCAAAUUAUGACAUAAACGCGCGCGCACGUGGCUAUUAAUCGCGACUCGCGCCAUCUACCUCGAAGCUAGCUCCUUACUCUUCUACCACCUUUCCAGCACAUCUCGCAAGUCCAGACUAUUGGAACUGUUUUGUCGGAAAUGUGCCUGUUCUGAGUACUAGCAAAAAGACUUGUAUAGCUUCCGGUCUCCUUGCGCUAUGGCUGAGUUCUUCCGAUCCGCUAUCGCAUCCCCGCGAUCGCGGCACUACGAUCCUGUUGCAGACACAUAUCUCGACCUUGCCUAUCUGGACAACAACAUAAUAGUCUGUUCGAUGCCAACCGCAGAGUUUCCGAAGAUUUUGUACCGAAAUUCACUUUCUGAUCUGCGCAAACUGCUCUCGCUGAAGCACGGAUCGCACUGGCAUGUCUGGGAGUUUCGGGCUGAGGGCGCCGGCUAUGACGACUCCGAGUUCUUCAAUCGAGUUUCCCACUUCCCCUUCCCGGAUCAUAACCCCCCUCCGUUUGCUAUGCUUCCAUCCGUCAUUUCCUCGAUCCACAAGUUCCUCUCGCAAAACCCUGAAAACGUCGCGGUCCUGCACUGCAAGGCCGGCAAAGGCCGUUCUGGCACAAUCUUUUGCGCGUACAUGAUUGCGCAGCACCGGUGGACUGCGCAGAAUGCACUCGCUCAUUUCACUGCGCGUCGUAUGCGCUCCGGGUUCGGCGAGGGAGUUUCGAUUCUGUCUCAGCGAAGAUGGAUCUCAUAUGUCGAGACUUGGUCGCGCGAUCCUAACAGGGAGUAUAGAGAGCUUCCGGCUGUUAUUACUGAAGUGCGAAUCCUGAAUCCGGUGAAAGGCAUCGAGGUCCGGAUAUGUGGGUUCAAGGAGCAUGGGAAGAAAAUUGCUACUCUGUACGAAUUUGGCAGCGAUGAUUCGGUUCAGUCUAGAGAGUUAAAAGGCGUCGAUGGCAAUCAUAGAGGGAGAAUUUGGUUUGGGGGAGACGAGGUUGAGGAAGACUCUGCCGCUGAAGCGAAAGACGAGAAUCAAGCAAGAGAUUCAACUUCCUCGGGAGCGGAGUCUCCGGAACAUUCAGAUAUAGAAGAUCAGCGACAUGAUUCAAAGCCAGAGCUUUCCGAAGCAGAUGAUUCAGCAAAACGCAUUCAAAAGACUGAAUCUGGUCGACAACCUGCCGACUUUAUAACUGGUACAGAGGUCAUCCUUCGCCCUCGAGCUGACAUACACGUCACCGCUGACGUCAACAUAUCAGUCGAAAAGAAACUGUAUGGUCCAGCAGGUCUGUCCUUUCUAAGCUCAACCGCUUAUACCUGGUUCAAUCUUUUCUUUGAAGGCGACCACGACACUGGCGGUACCUUCUCCAUCAAAUGGGAAGACAUGGAUGGCUUUAAAGGGACCAAGAAACGCGGCGGGAAGAUUUUUGAUAGAAUCGAGGUCGACUGGGUAAUCUGGCAUCCGAUGGAGUUUAUGUCGGGAGAUACUGCCAGACGCUCGAGUGUUCCAUCUUCCUCUGCCGAGUCCGCCGCUUCAGAGGGUGGCAUCUCGACCUCUGAUAAGCCAGACAUCAUACCAAAAGAUAAUUAACGACCUUACGGGCCAUGAGGUGCUAGGACGAUGGUGUUGUAACUUGCAUAUUCUAUUCCUGGAUGAUCCGGCGUUUUUCUUUAGAUUAUCAUGUGUAGUCAUUGGUUCCAUAGUGAAAAUUAAUUGACGUCUAAAUGAUGUAUCCAUCGCAUAUGAAUUAGGACAGAGCGUGUCGUAGUCACGAGCUCAAAUUAUUAGAUAUAUAAAAUACAAAGCUACGCCUGACUUCCCACGUAUUAUAGAAUACACCAUUCAUCUCCACCCCCAUUUAAUUAGCCUUCGCCAUGUUCACA